UGUGGCACAGCCUCAGGGAGCAGCAAGUGCAGUUCCCACACAGCCUGGUUGCUGCAAAUUUUUCCACUGAUUCACCUCGCUCACCCCGUGAGCUGAGCGUAAGGAAAUGCCUGGAGGAGGAGACUCCGUCCAGUGAGCGCCGCUGGGAAAGCGGCACAACGGGGACUCAUUCAUCUCGCUCUUCUGCAAGGAGAGCGGAGCCAGCGCAGGGUCUCGGCAGCCGCCGGGCGGGGGCAGCUGCUCUCCCCUCUUUCUUUGCCGCCUUGUGAGGAGCAAGUACCCCAGUCCCCAGGUGCGUGAUCCCCCAGGAAGAGGACAGUGCCCAGGUGCAGGAGGCCACGGGUGCCCUCCGCCAUGAAGUUCUCCUGGGGGCACCUCCUGUUCGCAGUGGCCCUGGGGCUCGGGGGUACGGCUGCCGCCCACUGCCCCGGACCCUGCGUCUGCGACAACCUCCGUGCCCAAGUGCUCUGCCUCAACGGGAACCUGACAGCCAUCCCCGGAACCAUCCCGCAGCUCACCAAAAAACUGGACCUUCGGGGCAACAGCUUCACAGUCAUCCCGGCAGGAGCCUUCCUCGACACCCCAUACCUCACGCACUUGGACCUGCUGCGCUGCAAGGUGGAGAGGCUGGAGGAAGGGGCUUUCCGGGGGCUGGGGAGGCUGGUCUACCUCAACCUGGCCUCCAAUGGCAUAGCCCUUCUCUAUCAGGAGUCCCUGGAUGGGCUGUCCUCCCUCCAGCAGCUCAUCCUGAAGGGGAAUCGUAUUGAGGAGAUCCAGCCAGGUGCUUUUGGCCGUCUGGGGUCACUCACUGUCCUUGACCUGAGGGCGAACGCCUUGGUCUACCUCCCAGACAUGGUCUUCCAGGGUCUGCAGGUCCUCAGGUGGCUCCGGCUGUCCCACAACGCUCUCCAUGUGCUGGGCAAUGAGGCCUUUGCUGCUCUGCCUGCCCUGCGCAGGCUGAGCCUGGACCACAAUGAGCUGCAGGCACUGCCCAGCGAGGCCCUGGCCAGGCUGGAUGGGGCUACCCGACUGGACCUGGGCCACAACCCCAUCACCUACAUCGCCGAGGAGGCCCUGGCCAUGGCCUCCCUGAAGCACCUCUUCCUGGACCAUGCCGCCCUCCAGGAUGUGGCGCCCGAUGCCUUUGCCCGCAGCCCCCAGCUGCACACGCUGGACCUCCGUGAAAACCAGCUGCAGGGGCUGCCACCCCUGGCCGGGGCUGGGGGCCUGGCAAAGGUCAGCCUGGCUGGGAACCCUCUGCUCUGCUCCUGCCUCCUACGUCCCUUCCGUGACUGGCUGGCAUGGGCACGGGUGCAGGUGGAAGGGUCCUGCACCGCACCCCCUGCCCUCCGCGGCCGGCCCCUUGACUCCCUGCGGCCCCCCGAGAUGAGAUGUGGCCACCCCCGGCCACCCCCCAGCCCCACAGCGCCGUUGGAGCAGCCGAGGGGCGGCGGGCAAUGCCCCCAGGGUUGCUCCUGCUCCCCUGCUUUCCAUCAUGGGUCCUGCGAGAACAGGGACCUUCGGGAGAUUCCCCGGGGUUUCCCAGGGGACACCCGCCUCCUCGACCUACGCCGAAACACCUUCCGGGUGGUGCCACCAGGCUCCUUUCCUGGUCUGAAGGAGCUGGUGUCCCUCCACCUGCAGAGCUGUGGCAUCAAGGUGCUGCAGCCUGGGGCGCUGCGGGGGCUGGAAAACCUGGUCUACCUCUACCUCACCGACAACCACCUCUCCACCUUGGCAGCUACUGCCUUUGAGGGGGCCCCAAGGCUGGCCUACCUCGACCUGGACCACAACACCUUCACCCACCUGCCUGCAGGCACCUUCCAGCUUCUUCCCAACCUCAUCUCCCUCCACCUGCAGCACAACACCAUCAGGGAGCUGGCAGAGGGUGACCUGGCCGGGGCUGGGGGACUGCGCUGGCUCUACCUCGCUGGGAAUGCCAUCAAGCGCAUCGCCCCCACUGCCCUGGUUCCCACCAAGAUGCUGGAGAAGCUGCACCUGGAAGGAAACCGCCUGGUGGAGGUGCCCACAUCAGCCCUGCGGGGUCUGCCCGCCCUGAGCGAGCUGAAGCUGUCACAAAACCCCAUCAAGCAUGUGGAGGAUGGCGCCUUCCUGCCGGUGGCCUCCAGCCUGCAGCACCUCUACCUGGACAACAUGGGCCUGGAGCAGAUUUCCCCCGGUGCCUUCACUGGUCUCGGUCCCAAGAUCAGAAGCCUCUUCCUGGAGAACAACAAAAUGAGCAACAUCCCCGAUAUGAGGAACUUCACGGGGCUGGAGAUCCUCAACCUGACGGAUGUGCCUUUCCACUGCGACUGCCAGCUCCUUCCUCUGCGCAGGUGGAUCGACAAACUCAACCUCCGUAUAGGGGCCACCUGCGGGUCCCCUGCAGAAGCCCGGGGGCAGAAGGUGAAGCUUUCCACCACUUUCCAAACCUGCCCUGGCUGGGGCCGAGGUGAGGCUGGGGGAGCCAGUCCUGGCAAGACCGAGGUUGCCAGCAAGUCCAGCAAGAAAAAGAGAUCAGGAAAAUCACCAGCCAGAGGCUUCCAGAAGAGCAGAGCUUAGGAAAGGCUUGCAGGACGCAACAGGACCAUACCUACAGUCUGGUGAGACCAGUUUUUCCUAGACUUGUCCCCAAUGUGAUGACAUGGAUAUUGCAGAAGGUUCAGUGCCUGCUGGUGACGGGACUGUCA
Calidris pugnax (ruff) is the source of this 2690-nucleotide messenger RNA. It is a transcript of the gene CHADL, whose product is annotated as chondroadherin like. Bases 355 to 2562 code for a protein of 735 amino acids. Gene Ontology annotation, molecular function: protein binding. The record is from RefSeq and is a predicted model, not a curated record. Lineage: Eukaryota; Metazoa; Chordata; Aves; Charadriiformes; Scolopacidae. The transcript has 5 exons.